Messenger RNA from Oldenlandia corymbosa var. corymbosa, 330 nucleotides. NCBI's taxonomy places the organism in Eukaryota, Viridiplantae, Streptophyta, Magnoliopsida, Gentianales, Rubiaceae. The record is from the annotation of a GenBank genome assembly.
AUGGUUAAUCUAUAUUGUGCGAGUGAACAAAUUGGUUUGGAAAAGAUAAGUACAAACAGUAGGUUACAAGCUUUGUGUAAGGAACCUUUAAGAGGAGAUAGAUUACUGGUUAUUUAUGCUUUGGCUUAUGAUGACGAGGUUGUGCUUAGGAAUGUUUGUGACACUGUUGAUAAAGGGAACGAGACAGAUGCUAGUGAAGAAAGUGAUGACAACAAUAAAAAUCGGAGUGACUUUGAUUCGGAAGAGGAUGAGAGAGAUUAUGAUGACAACGAGUUGGAGAUAGAGACAGUCAUUAUAUUGAUGAAGAGGGUGUUGAAGCCCACCAAGUAG